UCCCCACAACCAUGCUUGUCCAUACAUCCAACCAUCUCCUUCCCCAGUCUGACGGGGCUCCAGCCGUUCUAAGCAGCCCAUCGACUAGCUCUUAUAUCCCCGACAUCCCCUACGACGAUUUCACUCGUCCUCGGCAUGACCAGGCGGAUACUAGCACUUCGCAUAUCUAUUCAAGUCGUCGUGACCGUCGCAUGCUCAUUGCGCCUUAUCCUCUUUCCAUCACCACCAGUGCCGGCCCAUCUCAGCUUCAGAACCAAUAUAUUAAGGUUCCGCAAAAUUGUCACCAAGUCCCUCUCCAUUCGCCACGACCAGUCGCAUUCUUUAACACUGCGCAAGCUUUCGACAACGCAGCAUAUAACUCCAACGUUCACUCCUCACUUGCCUUUUCAUCUGGUGCUCAUGGUACAAUACUAGGGUCCUUUCCUAUGCAACCCGAGCCAACGAACCUGAGAGAUGUAGCUUUGGGUGAACUCACAGCGACGCAGAUGGCAUGUUUUUCCAUGCUCUCACGCAAUGUACCCUCGCCCUCGUCGACUCCCUGUGCAUCUGCUUAUGUCGGGUCGAACCAGUCAUGCGACAAUGGACCCUCCUUUGCACAAAUCCAGAUGCCGCAAGUCCCUUCAAUUCCGCGCGUCGCUUCUGCUCAUGCGCUUCCGUCUCUGCCGUCCGACCUUUGUACUUCAGACAAGCCUAAUGGUGCACCGUAUCUUCCCGACGCAAUUCCGCCAGAAAGGUCGCAAUUGCAUAUUAAACCCAGUAGUGCCCUAGCGCCGCCAAGCGACACCUUUCCCACGCCGGUGGAACUCCUCAACGAGCUGUCCCUACUGGACGCAGAAGUGAUACAAAGGGACCGUCGUCGUGCUGAACGCCGUAAGGCACUGCUGACGCAUGAAUCAGAGGCCCUUGGAUUUCCCCCAACCGAUCCGGAUACAAUCUCGACGCACGACAAGAAACGCCUGUAUCUCGACUGUCUUGAGCAAUACGUUGUAUACUUACACAACCAGUUACGUCUUGCUGGUGUUGAACCUGUUCCAGUCGAGCGUGUCUCUUCCGGACGUGGCCUUACUAGUCGCUCGAUUCGAACAAUGAUCGUAUACCUGAAGUCGACUACCGCAAAAUUACACAUACGAAAAGCAGAAGCGGAGACUAAGUAUGCCGAACUGCAGGCGCAGCUUGGCGCAGAUGCUGAUUCAGCGGCGCCAUUUCUUAUGGCAACUACGGACUUCAACUAUGCCAACUUAGGCACACCGAACACGAGUUUGCAACAACUGACUCAGAACGAGAGGCCGGGACCGAAAUCAAGCUCAAGCUCAAGUACUGGUGUGAACGGAAGCAAUGCGACGAAGAUGAAUUCGAGCGGGAUGCGUCGGCACACUAUUGCCACAUCGGGCCAGGCAGAUCUGGCGCCACAAUCAAUGCAAAAUUGCUUUACAGAGACUGCGACUGGAACUGCGACUGGAGCCAGCGCAUACAUUCAGCCUGUGUAUCCCUUCCCCUGAUCCUCAUGCUUCUGCCCUUCCAUUCCGUCGCCCGAGCAUUCCCCGGUCCAGUCAAAAAUUGCUGCUCAUAUUGUCUGAUACUAUUCGUUGCAUGCUUCAAUCAUUCAUUAGCUCUCGUUCGGCAUCAUCUUCUAGCAAUUUAUCACCUUCCUGCGUUCCUUCUGUAUAUUCGUUUAUGCAAGAUCUAUGCUUCCUGUCCACCGUCUCUUCAUGAUAUUCGUGCCGUAUGCUAGACGCCUUACAUUCUGGUAAACGAUU
This is a messenger RNA of Fomitiporia mediterranea MF3/22, 1757 nucleotides long. RefSeq lists its product as uncharacterized. Bases 12 to 1499 code for a protein of 495 amino acids. The transcript is spliced from 4 exons. Lineage: Eukaryota; Fungi; Basidiomycota; Agaricomycetes; Hymenochaetales; Hymenochaetaceae. The record is from RefSeq and is a predicted model, not a curated record.